Eupeodes corollae is the source of this 3506-nucleotide messenger RNA. RefSeq lists its product as uncharacterized. Lineage: Eukaryota; Metazoa; Arthropoda; Insecta; Diptera; Syrphidae. The transcript has 5 exons. Bases 677 to 3352 code for a protein of 891 amino acids. The record is from RefSeq and is a predicted model, not a curated record.
CAGACAGAUCGCAGCAGAGCUUAAUGUCUUUCGGUUUCUUUUUUAUAUUUUUAAUCAAAAUAUUACUUUAUAAAACUAGAAAAAUUAACUCUAUUUAAGUCAUUUGUUUUGUUUUUGAUAUUUAUUUGUUUUUUUGGUUUAAUUAAAUAAAAUAUUUUCGCAAUAGUUGAUCAGUAUUAUUGGUGUUUUUGUUUGUAAAAGAAAAAGAAAAAAAUAUAUUAAUCAAUUCCAUCUGCAAUGUAGUUUAACCUUCUCCGCCAAAGCAGCAUAUUUGUGUUAGUUUGUUUUCUUUUUGUUUAAUUGAACUUUUCUUGAUGCCUGAGAGAUUGGUUUAUGUUCAGCUUUCGUACUUUCGUACUGUUUUCAUUUUAUAAGAAAUUGUGUUUGUUUAUAUUUAUUUAUCAUAAAUAAUUAUUAUUAAUAAAAUUCAUUUUGAUGUUAAAAAGUGGUAAGUAAUCUACAUUUAAGAUUUUAUGUCAGUAAACAUUAUGCAGCAUGUGAAGCAAUAUCGAUGGUUCGUCAUUACAAGAGGUACCCCUUCCUUUGCAAUUAUUUACUAUUGAUGGAGAAAGCUGAGUGUUUUGGAAUGGUUAAAUGCAUGGAAUUAGCAGUCUUAACAUAUGUAUAUUAAGCAUUCAAAAAAUCAAAUUGAAAUAGGAAAAAACAACUACUGAAAAUGGGAAAUUCCGGAAGUGUCAACCAUAUGCAAUCGGGCCUUAAAGAACUUCACUCCUACUAUCAAGUUCAAUCGAAUGGUCAUAACAGCAACGCAGACGAAGACUUUGAUUUCUCUGAUAAAGCAAAUCCGUUGAUGAUUCAAAUAUCGACCAAUCGAGAAAGGGAAUUAACUUCAUUACCUGCUGCUAAGACAUUAGAAACUAAUAAUUGCAAUCAAAUCAAAGUCUUGCCAAUUGUAAGUUCAAAUCUUCGUUUAAGAUCCACUAGAAAUGGUGCUAUUUUACAUUCUGGUGGAACUAUAAGUGGCCGGAGGGAAUCAGUACUUUCUAAUCCGACUAUGACAAGAUCUAAAACAUUAAUUGCCGAAAAUUCAGAACAAUAUAUGAACAGAACUCAAUUUUCGACAUGUAAAAUACCGAUGACAAUGAUGAAUCAACGGUCAAAGACCCAACUGGAUAUAAAUAUACGAAAAGGAAUUCCUAAUACAAUUGCAGAUCAAAAUGUCAACUUAAGGCAUUCCACUUCCAAUCUCGAUUUGAGGAGACAAAGUACGUCUAAGGAAAAUAUAGAAACACAAUGCAAUGAUACUUUUCAAAAGCUAUCGAAAGCAAAGCUAAAAAAUAAAAAACGAAAAGCUCCUCCAGUUCCAGCCUCGUCAUCAGAAAUACCUUUCUUUGUUAUCAAUCAGAGUAACGAUUUAGAAAGAAAACAGAGAUUAUUCAAAACUAAAGUCGAAACAACUGCUAAUCUUGGAAAACAGCCUUUCAAACGUCAAAGUCAGCCCGAAGAGCAACUUUCGGAAGUCGUAAUGAAAACGAACUUAAGCCCUGGGUAUCGAAGAGAGAAGUCAUUCGAUGCGAAAUUGUUGUUAAUAGGCUCUUCAAGAAAUAGUCCAAACAUCGCCAAAAGAAAAUCUCUCGAAAUGACAAAGGCAACAAAUUUAUUACCCUCCCCGGUUGUUCUUAAUAGAAUAGAGAAAUCUAAUAUAACAACACACUUUGAAGGUUCUACCAAAUCACAUUUACGCUCAUUUAAAAAAUCUACAGAUCACUCAGCACGUCAAAGAGAUCCAAGUGAGGAAAGGCGAAAGUUUACAAUACCAAAUUCUAAGCCGAAUAGAUCUGAAACUCAAUCAAAAAUUCCACAACUAAAGAAAACUUUCUAUUUCGGAAUGGAGAGCUCCAAACGCAAACAAUUAGAAACGACAAAAAUAAUGCCAAACAAUUGUAUUCCAAAUGUUGAAAAAUUGGACGAAACAAGAAAUUCAUUCUUAAAAGAUCUUGACGAAGUUUAUUCAUUGAACCAUACAUUUGACAGCGAAAUGAAAAAUGACAAUAGCAUUCAACUCAACGUUCGGCCAACACUACCCCGUCGGCAACUAGAAAUUCCUCGUUUUAGCCCAGUUGCGGCUUGGCGAACAUUGUCCGCUGCCGAUGAACACCGAAAGGAACAACAUGCACAUUCGACAACAAUUUUCACUAGCCCUAGUCCGCCAUUACUGAAUGCCGCCAUUGAAACAGCAAAUACAUUUCUGUUUGAAGAUCGAAUUCAUCGCACCUAUCGUGAUCCAUGUCCGUUUUAUGCAGAUAAUAAAAGUGGUGACAGUGGUAUAUCUGGUGAUGAUGGUUAUAUGGUUGAGAAACCUAUUCAGCCACAAAAUUUGGAAUAUGUUCAGAAAAAUUUUGGCCACGAAUUAACUAAUUAUGACCGUAGUUACCCAGUGGAGGAGUUAGGUACGUCACCUAUGGAAUUAGUAGGACCAUUUUUGACAGCCUGGACACCGCAACAGGAUUUGGAGGAUGAAGAGGAUUCUAGUUUCGAUGGCGACAAAGUUAAAUUGACAGAAAACAUGGCCAAUUCUCUUACACCAAGAUCGCCGCAUGUCUUUAGUCUGUCAUUGCCAAGAGAAAUUCAAUUUGCUAAUUAUAGGGAAAAGAACAAACAGGGUUUUAGAAGCUUGCAAAAGCUUAAACGUACCACUUCAAUCGAGUCGAAUGUCAUCAAUGGAGGUUGUAAUCAGUCAUCAACAGGCUCCCAGAAUAACUUAAAGCUUUUUAGUGGAGAGCAUGUUUCUUUGGGAAACAAUUUUCGCAGUGACAACUGGGUCUUAAGCAAAACAACUGGAAUGACAGCAGCUGCUUCUAUGCACGUUAAAAAGGAUUCUAAAAAUGGUGUAAAUCGCAUGAAUUCCAAAACUAACAACAAUUAUUUUGAUAUGUCCGCUUCCACACAACCGAUAUCUUUGGGGAGCCUCGCUACUGGAAAACAUGUAAUGUACUUGCCAAAUCAGUCGACAGCUCAUGAAUUUUCAAAGCAGUCGAAAGCGACAAAAACUAGACCAACAAGACUAGAACCCACGGUUUCUAAAAAUAUUAAAUGUUUUGAUUUUCAAAAUUCGGUACGUCAAAACGAUCUAAGACUGGCAGACAAACUGUCAAAAAAAGCCGACCAUAAAGAAGCUUUCCGCAAAACUGAACUAGAAGUAAUGAGAAGAGUUGAAGAGGAAUUUCAGAAAAAACGUGCCUACGAAAAGGCUUCAAUUCGUCAACAGCUAAGAUUUCAUUCCAUGGAUGAUGACAACUUUAUGAGCCUCCCUAACAUAAAUGACUAUCGUGCUGAACCCGAUGGUGCUGUUUCAAGUGCAUCUGAGUCAUCUCUUGUGCGUAAAACAUAGGUUUUAAUUUUUGUAAAAAUUUAUAAAACUUUAAUAUUUCGAUCUGCGGAUAUAUAUAAUUAUUGCGAAUUGCGAUAAUUGAUUAACAACGUUAUUUUUAUUAAGUUUCAUACCAAAUUUUUGAUAAAUAAACAAUUAUUUAAUGUUAUCCCAA